Molecule: messenger RNA, 975 nt
Organism: Diabrotica balteata
Lineage: Eukaryota; Metazoa; Arthropoda; Insecta; Coleoptera; Chrysomelidae
Source: the annotation of a GenBank genome assembly
AUGAUGAGACUGGUACUUUUAGCUGCACUUUUAUCAAUUUCUUCAAGUGAAGAUCCCGUUUCCCUGAACCCAUUCAAACAAAGCUACGUAUGCCCACCGAAGUUUAUCAGACAGGGCCACAGAUGUUAUUUCUUCAGUAAAGAGGCUAUCACGUGGUCGGAAGCACUAUUUCAGUGUCGUGAAAUGCGCAGUAAUCUCGCUAUUAUACAAAACAGAAAUCAAGAUAAACUCAUAAGAAGCUUCCUCAGCAAAAAGACUCUAGAUCCUUUAGAACGAUGGUUGGGAGGAGUCUACGACUGGGGUAAAAUGGCUUGGAAGUGGGCGGCUCCCGGAAAACCACUAGCUUAUAAUGGAUUUUCAAAAGAAGUUAACCCUCAAGAUCCAGAAACUUUAAGAUGGCAUUGCAUUAUCAUGGACCCUACUCAACAGUACUUCUGGAGUUCACGUAGUUGUGUGGAACGAAAACACUACAUCUGCCAAACUAGGCUUAAAACCGUUAAUAAUAGGGAUAAGAAGAGACUCCAACGCCAAUACAAGGCCAGCAAAGACAAUCGACUGAAUGAAAUCCCCGUGCCAUAUAUUCCCGAUUUCCCAAACAAUACUACUGCCCUGAAAUACAACGCCUUGCCGAUCACCUAUCACUUCGAAGUUAACGACAAACUCAGCGAUAACGCUAUGUUCGCCUACAAGAGCCCUGAAUACAAGAAGCAAGUCAGAAGAAACGGACAAAGAAAAAAGAAAUCCAAUAGCUUGAGGCCAGUGAGACCAGUGAGACUGUCCAAUGGUACUGUUAUAGAGAGACCCAGAAAACGAGUGACUCACCGAAGAAGGAAACAAAGAAAACCUGAAGAUUUAGGAAAACCAACUUUAAUUAAAAACAUCAGGUGGAAAACAUACAAAAAAACAGGAAAUCUACCCAACCCUCUUUAUCCAAGACCUAUAGUCGAAGAAUAUAACUAUGUUAAGGGUGGAUGA